Messenger RNA from Cylindrotheca closterium, 921 nucleotides. NCBI's taxonomy places the organism in Eukaryota, Bacillariophyta, Bacillariophyceae, Bacillariales, Bacillariaceae. The record is from the annotation of a GenBank genome assembly.
AUGUCGUCGCAACAAGAAGAAAAGGCCACCAAAGCAGAGAAUGUAGGAAAUCUUGUCCACUUAUUGAAUCAUGUAAUUGAUUCAAUGCCUUCAUCAUCAACUCUGACAGUUCUAGACAGGUACACGGCACUGAGAAAUCACCGCAUCCGGUUCCAGGAUGCACUGGAUCCUAACGCGGAGCGUGUCGCCGCCCUUCGCAAGGAUGACAUCAUCUUGGGCAGGGGAAAGAACAUGCAGGACUAUCCAGGAAAUAGGAGAAUGCGCAGCAUUAUCAACAAAUACAAGCACGAGUACCAGUCCAUCCAGCGUUCCGAAAAACGAGAUCUAGUAGAGUCAGUGUACAAAGAGAUCACACAGGGAGGGGGGAGGUUCUUGACGAAAGCCACCAAUGAAAAGUACUUUGUCCUGGUUGAUAUCGAGGUGGCUUUGCAGAAAGUCAGCAACACGCUUCGGUGCAGGAAGAAUCGAAACAAGGUAGCGGUAGCAAUAGGGACAGAGAUGGGCAUUGAAGAAAAGGCAAGCGCUUCUUUUCAAGGCAACAGGUCCUCAGUAAGUCGAGACAAACUAGCAGACGUUGCCAUUAGCAAUCAAAAGCGAGCAAUCAGAAGUGCAUCAUCAUCCUCAUCACAAACAGUAGCACCACCUCUAGUGAUGGGAAAUCGAUCGCAAACAAUGUCACUGCUUCGAGAAAAUACCGUGCGACUUAUGAAAAAGAUGCCACUUCUUCCAGCAACAUUGAAUGAUUUAUGUUAUCUGCAACAUUGCCAAUCAUUGCAGCGAUCAUAUCCUGGAUCGGUAGUAUCAUUUAUGAGAGAACACCAGUCGAUACUGAAUGCUGGUGGUGCCAAUGCACGAUUGCCAAGAAUGGCAAGUUCCACGGCCGAGCGAGCUAGUCAUGAAGUCUUCCGAGACCGUGGAUAG